AUGAUGACGAACAGUUUGAACGUCGAGACUUUUGUCGAGUAUGCCAUUGGUAUGAGCUUUUUGCUCUUGCGAAUGAUUGCUCGGCUCAAUUUCGGAGGGCUCAGCGGCUUGCGGUUAGAUGAUGCUUUUGCCGUUGCAGGCAUAAUUUUCUGGACUUUGCAGACAGUUAAUAUUUACCUUCUAGAGAUGUAUGGCAAUAAUAUUGGCCUCACUGCAGUUACUGCUUUGGAAGUUCCGGACAGACAGAUGCCAAAGAUGAUCUUGGGCUCGAAGCUGGCCUUUAUGAACUGGAUCUGGUAUAUUAGCUAUCUUUGGUCGUUGAAGGGAGUUUUACUUUGCCUUUACUGGAAGCUUACGCAAGGAACUCGCACUCAGAAGCUAGUGCUAGCGGCAGUGGGCUUCUGUAUAGUCAGCUGGCUAGCCUGUAUACUGACGCAUAUCUGCGUCUGCACACCUAUCACUCAUAAUUGGCAAAUCAAACCUUAUGCAGGAGACAACUGUACUCUCCGCCCACCACUUUAUGUGGUCGUAGCUGUACUGAACGUCAUGUCCGAUGUCAUGAUCAUGGUCAUCCCCAUUCUCAUGCUUGGCAAACUCCAAGUCGCCUUCCAGCGCAAAAUCAUUCUCGCUUUAAUGUUCACAUCCGGUGUCUUCAUCAUGAUCUGUACCGUCCUCCGCUGCUACUACUCCCUUGGCGAUAUUAGCAACCUCCCCCUUGCCCUCCGCUGGGCUGAUCGCGAAUCGUUCGUCGCCGCAAUCGUCGUCUCGCUCCCAGGUAUCAAACCGCUAUUCCGUGGUGUGGGCUGGCUUGGAUUCUCCAGCUACGCCGGAACCAAGAACGUAUACAGCACUGAAGGGUAUAAUAAGUUCGCUUCGCGAGGCAACAGAUCAGGCGGUGUCAGCUUUGCCGAGCGCAGUGGCAAUCGCAAGAGCUUGGAAUUGAGUACCAUGCCGGGACUCACUCAAAAGAGAUCCUCUUCUGAAGAAAGUGAAAGGCCAAUCCUGCAUGGUGGCGGUGGUAAGAGCUUUGCUACCGUUGGUCCGGGAAAUAGUACCCAGCAACAUGACAAGUUCUCUAUUCAAGUGACUACUGAAUUGCGUUUGCAGGAAGAACAAGGAGAGAGGCGAGACUUGGCGCAUGACAUGGCGCGCUCAAUGUAA
Messenger RNA from Penicillium longicatenatum, 1161 nucleotides. RefSeq lists its product as uncharacterized. NCBI's taxonomy places the organism in Eukaryota, Fungi, Ascomycota, Eurotiomycetes, Eurotiales, Aspergillaceae. The transcript is spliced from 6 exons. The record is from RefSeq and is a predicted model, not a curated record. The coding region runs from base 1 to 1161 and encodes 386 amino acids.